AUGGAAUUUUAUUUUUCCAGUUUUGAACUGUUACUGUUUGAAAUAGCCUGUUCUCCCCCCGUACUGUGCACAAUAAUAUACAGGGCCCCAAAAUACAGUAAGGACUUUAUAAAGGAAUUUGCUGCAUUUCUAACUGAAGUCACGAUAAAAUAUGACUCCUUUCUUAUUGUUGGGGAUUUUAAUAUUCAUGUGUGCUGUCCAGAUAAGCCCAUAGUUAAAGACUUUUUGAAUCUUACUGAUUCUUUUAAUUUAGUUCAAUGUGUGUCUGCACCCACGCAACAGUGUGGCCACACUCUCGAUCUGGUUUUAGCGCACUCAUUGCCUGUUUUUAAUCUGAAAGUCUCUGAUCCUGUUUUCUCUGAUCAUAUGCCGGUUCUGUUUGACAUCUCUUUAUCUAGAAAUGAAUUCAGGGGGCAUGUCCCCGCUAAGACAUCUCGUUUGUUAAAGUCUUCCACUGCAGCACGGUUCUCCUCCUACUAUAAUCAGCUCUCCAUUCCUGAGACACUCCUAUACAUAGAGGAACUUAGUUUUUGGUUUCAUACCACUUGUCAGACUGUCUUGGAUAUUGUUGCCCCUCUAAAAAUCAGGCAUCCUAAGACUAAGUUUGAACCCUGGUUGAAUGAUGAAACCCGUGCAUGUCGUAGGGCUGAGCGGAGAUGGAAAAAAGAUAACUUACAGGUCUCUUUACAAAAUUUAAGAGAGCGCUGGGCCUUAUAUCAGCUUACAAUAAAAGAAGCAAAGCGGAAAUACUUUGCAAACAUUAUUAUGGUAAAUUAUCAGAAACCACAUAUAUUGUUUAAGUCAACUGAGACUAUUUUAAGCCCUCACUCUGCUCUUAGUUUUGAGCCUUCACAUGAAAUGUGUGAAACGUUUCUGCACUUCUUUAUAAACAAGGUAGCCUCGGCUAGGGCACAGAUUAUUUUGCCCACAUCUGACCCCUCUGAUCUUCUCGACUGCAGCUAGCUCAGAAUGCUGCUGCACGCCUUUUAACUGGUACUCGUAGAUGCGAGCAUAUCACCCCAGUUUUAUAUUCACUUCAUUGGCUGCCUGUGCAUUUUAGGAUCCAUUUUAAGCUGCUUUUAUUUGUUUUUAAAUGUUUGUCCAAUGCUGCCCCUCUGUACCUCUCUGAGCUUCUUCAUCCAUACAUACCUUCUCGGUCCCUCAGGUCGGCAGACCAGCUCCUCCUGAGUGUGCCCAGGACUAAUCGUAAGCUCAGAGGGGAUCGGGCGUUUGCUGUGGCAGCACCAAAGUUGUGGAAUGAGUUGCCUUUACAUGUUAGACAGGCACCUUCCUUAUCUGUUUUUAAAUCACGUCUUAAAACAUAUUUAUUUACCUUGGCUUUUAGCACAGCAGGACUUGUUGAUGUCUCUUAAUAUGUUAAUUAUAUUUUUAAUUUUAAGAUAUUUUAUAUGUAAUUUAAACUGUUUUUUCUCUGUUUUAUAUUUGUAGCACUUUGGUCAACAUUGUUGCAUGUAAAGUGCGUUAUAAAUAAAUAUGCUAUGCUAUGCUAAUAAAUUUGCUAAAAUAAAACCAUGAAGCUAUUCCUCCAGAGAACCUCAAUACUUUAAGAAAGGGGUGCAAAAUGCACAGCCAUCCAUUCAAACAUUCUGCUGAGGCUCAAAUGACACUAUAUACGUUUCACAUAGUUUCAGUGGGUGGUGCUUUGGUAUAUUUCUGCUGCAGUGUAAACAGACAGGUCCACAGCACAGCGGUCUGAGGAAGGAAGCGAGCAGUGCAGACAGAGACAGAACAAACAAAAGACAAAAUCAGGUCCAAAGUCUGAUCUGUGAAGCAGCUCUAUCCUCUACAAAGCUCUGCUCUGAAUAUCUGAGUCUGUUUGCUGAUCUCUUUUCCUUGAAUCCUUCCAUGGGACCCACCUGACCGUCACGCGUCACAAGCUGGACUACACGCAUCUCUGUCUGGACGCUGGUUCUCUGUUAUCAGGUUGCUCCUUUUUCAUCGUAAGACUUCACCUGCCUGCCCGUUGCUCCCAGUAUAUUCUGGACCCUCUCUGGACACUCCUGAGCACUGUGUUCACGCCCGUUUUGCCUCCCUCUGUGUCUGCAUUUGAGUCCACACACACAGCAUGGCCCUCUCGGCCAUAACAAUGGGUUCUUGUUCCCCUGCUUUGCUUUAUCUAAUGCGCCAUGUCUUUUGUCCCCUGAAAGCUGAUUAUAAAACUAUAGUAAGUAUAGUAGUAAAGUAUGUUGGACAGAAUCAAUGAAGCCAAAGAGGAGUACCUGAGGGGAGAUUACUGAAGUAGCUUCUGGAUGUUUAAAAUACUGCUCAUGUGCAGCCAUGUGUGAAGUUGUUGUCUAUCAUCUCUUUCGUCUCAUUUCCACCUCAUUUCUCAGAACGUGUCACACACAUGUGCAGGUCAGAUUUCUGGUAUGAAUGACCCAGUGUUUUAUAUGUGCCUUUUAUUGGUUGGUUUACAAAAGAACUGUAAUGUUGCAGUGAAAUUCACCUCUGUGUCCCUAUGUUAGACUCUAGGUGUCAACCAAAUAUUACAGUAUUACUGGAAUUAAUAUCAGAAAACUGUUGAAGAUGCUAAGAGAAAACAUUUUGCUGCUAUUAUUCAGGCAAAUUCCUGUAAGCCUCACGUUUUAUUUAAAAUGAUUGACAUGGUCCUUCAUGCUCCACAGACUGUCGGUGUCGAAUCCACUCGGGAAAUUUGUAUAUUUGUAUCAUCUGUGAAAGUGCAGAUUUCCCAAUCCACUCUGGACCCUUCUAUCCCUGUCCUUAGCUCUGUUGUCUUUGACAGGUUUGGGCCAGUUUCUUUGCUCUGCCUGCAGGAGUUGGUUUCUCACCUGAAGCCCCCAGGUUCCCCUUAUGAUGCUCUCCCUCCUCAAUUUUUCAAAUAGGUUUUCUUCAUUAUAGCACUAUUUGUACAAUCCAUUGUAAAUAGCAGUCUGUCCUCUGGUGUUGUACCUGUGAACCUUAAACAUGCAGUGAUUCAGCCUCUACUCAAGAAACCUGCUCUUGAUCCUGAUAUUAUUGCAAAUUACAGGCCUAUUUCCAAACUGCCUUUUGUCUAAAAAAUUAUUGAAAAGGUAGUUUACAAGCAACUAAUAUCCUUUUUAGAAGAACACAGUAUUUUAGAAAUUUUUCCAAUCUGGUUUUAAAGCUUUGCAUAGUACAGAAUCAGCCCUUUUAAGAAUUUUUAAUGAUGCGGUUUUAGCAACUGUAUUAUCCUGCCUUUAGAUUUAACGGCUGCCUUUGAUACAGUGGAUCUUAACAUUUUAAUUUCCCGUUUAGAGCAGUUGGCGGGUGUUAGGAGUACUGCAUUGCAGUGGUUCAGAUCCUAUUUGGCAGAGCAAAUAGGAUUAUUGUAUUGGAUUAUUGUAAUACACUUUAUUGUAGGGUUAGUGAUGCGUCCAUUGGGCGUCUGCAGGUUGUGCAAAACGCUGCAGCGUGUCUUUUAACUGGAACAAAAACAAGUCUGAGCACAUUACCCCCAUUGUAAUUUCAUCCCACUGGCUACCUGUACAUUUUAGGAUCAUUUUUAAAAUGUGUUUUUAAAGCUCAUAAUGGCCUGCCUGUCAUGGUCCUGAGUCCAUGGACUCAGUGAUUUUGGGUUUGGUGUAUUAUUAUUAUUAUUAUUAUUAUUAAUAAUAAUAAUAAUAUCAUAGUGUUUAUUAUUAUUAUUAUCAUUUGUGGACUCAUGUUCUAGCUUUGGGGUGAUUUGUGUUCUGGUUCUGGGAUUAUGGGUUGGUGCUCCCUCUGUUGGACCCUGGUAUUAGGUAGGGGACACACAGGUAGGUGUCCCCUACCUGUGUGUGAUUUCCCAGUGUCCCUCUGUGUGUAUUUAUGUUGUGUGAACUCAUGUGCUCGUUACUGGUCCAUCUGUGUUUGUCUCCUGGAAAACUGUCUGUGAACUUCUCGUGAAUCCACUGUGUGCUCUCCCUGCUGUUCCCCUUCAUGUUCAGGUUUUCCGUUCAAUAGUUUAGUUUCUCCCAGUUUAGAUUAUCCUUAGUUCUGUUUAUGCCAUCCCCUCUUUGAGUUUGCCUUUUUACAAUAAACCUCCCUCGCAACUCAGUAAGUGCCUGCAUUCGAGUCCUUUUUCCCCACACAUCACACGGUUGCAGUUGCAGCCGUGACAGUACGACGUGACCACACAUGGACCCAGCGGCAUUCGCACCUUCCGAGGAGCUUCAGGAGGAAUUAAUUGACUCUGUUUCGAGGUGGAUUCAGCAGAUCAAAGAGUCAGUGAAGAUGAGUAAAGGUGCUGCAGACAGACAGAAAGCAGAAGGUGUUCAGGUCUUCACUGCUCUGAAGGAGUCUGCUGAGAGACGCCUGAAGGAGCUCAUAAAGGAGAUCGAAGACAAACAGGAAACAACAGAGAAACAGGCUGAAGGUCUGAUCAAAGAUCUGGAACAGGAAAUCUCUGAGCUGAAGAAGAGAAGAUCUGAGGUGGAGCAGCUCUCACGCUCUGAAGGCCACCUCCACCUACUCCAAAGCUUCUCGUCCCUGAAAGCUGCUCCACCCACCAAGGACUGGAGAGGAGUCGGUGUCCGUCCACCAUCAUAUGAGGGGACUGUGGCGAGAGGUGUGGCUCAGCUGGAGGAGACACUCAGGAAACUCAUGAAGAAGAAGCUGUUUGAGGCUGAGCUGAAGAAGGUCCAGCAGUAUGCAGUGGAUGUGACUCUGGAUCCUGAUACAGCAAAUUCUAAACUCAUCCUGUCUGAUGAUGAAAAACAAGUGUAUCAUAGUGAUGUGAAGAAGAAACUUCCAGACAACCCAGAGAGAUUUUCUCCAUGCCCUAAUGUUUUAGGAAAUCAGAGUUUCUCUUCAGGCAGAUUUUACUUUGAGGUUCAGGUUAAAGGAAAGACUGAGUGGACUUGGCUAGAGAAUCGAUCAACAGGAAGGGAGAAAUCACACUGUGUCCUCAGAAUGGUUUCUGGACUGUGUGGCUGAGAAAUGGAAAUGAAUACAGAGCUCUUGCUGGUCCUCCAGUCCCCCUCUGCCUUCAGUCUGGCCCUGAGAUGGUGGGGGUGUUUGUGGAUUAUGAGGAGGGUCUGGUCUCCUUUUAUGAUGUAGGUGCUGCAGCUCUUAUCUACUCCUUUAUUGGUUGUUUAUUGCUCCUUCAUUCACAAACUCCACCCAUUCUUCUGUCCCUGUAGCAAUGAUGGUGGUAAAAGCUCUGCACCUCUGAUCAUCUGUCCUGUCAAUCAAACUGAGUCGAUAAACAAAUCUUGUUUGAUGAACUAAUUGAUUUUUAUUGAAGGGAACAAAUGAACAUAUUCAGUGUAAAUACUCUACAGUUUCCAUGUUUUCUAUAGAAUCUGAUUAUCGGGAACUCUCAUUCACACUUUGAUUUGAUUCUCAUGGUUUUAAAGGUAUAAUUGAGACUUGAGCUGCCAGACAGGAGGAAAAGAGGACCCGAAAGGAGGUUCAUGGAUGUAAUGAAGGAGGACAUGCAGAGCCUUGGUGUGUCAGUUUAAAGUCUGUCAAUCUGACUGUAACUGGCUUCUGUUGCGCUUCACUUGCUUUCUUUUCAUAUAACACCACUUAAAUGUAGCUGACCACAGUCGCAGCGUCCACUCAGUUAUACGGCAAUGGCGCCCUCUAGUGGUCACGGCAGAGUUCAUCGGCACAAAAUGGGACGUUUCAGUUUUGCUCAGUGUUCAUUUUU
Pelmatolapia mariae (spotted tilapia) is the source of this 5635-nucleotide messenger RNA. RefSeq names its product zinc finger protein RFP-like. The coding region runs from base 4120 to 4917 and encodes 265 amino acids. NCBI's taxonomy places the organism in Eukaryota, Metazoa, Chordata, Actinopteri, Cichliformes, Cichlidae. The record is from RefSeq and is a predicted model, not a curated record. The transcript is spliced from 2 exons.